Messenger RNA from Nothoprocta perdicaria, 582 nucleotides. Its product is annotated as erythroferrone-like. The record is from RefSeq and is a predicted model, not a curated record. Gene Ontology annotation, biological process: positive regulation of insulin receptor signaling pathway; negative regulation of gluconeogenesis; positive regulation of D-glucose import across plasma membrane. The transcript is spliced from 5 exons. Bases 1 to 582 code for a protein of 193 amino acids. Lineage: Eukaryota; Metazoa; Chordata; Aves; Tinamiformes; Tinamidae. Gene Ontology annotation, molecular function: hormone activity.
AUGGCCAAGGASCGCCCGCAGGCAAAGGACUGCAGCRGGUGUGAGGAAGACAAAGACAGCCAAGGCAACAUCCAGGCCUCGGCGUCCAGCCUGUUGGCGAGGAGUGGGCCCCGCGGGCGCGUGGAGGCGGCCUUCCGCUGCCGCACACGGAGGGACAUCUUGGUGGAGCAGAGAUCGCAGCGGGAGCUGCAGAUCUACUACAUUCCUGAGCGCGAAGGGACCUUCCACCGUGGCCUAGGGCUGAACCUCACCAGCGGCCAGUACACGGCCCCUGUCACAGGCUACUACACCUUCAUGGCCACGCUGCACAUCGUGCACCAAGGCCACCACAGGAAGGGGCAGCAGUGUGGGCGGAACCGCCUGCGUGCACUCAUCUGCGUGCAGUCUCUGUGCCAGCACCACAGCUCCCUGGAGACAGUGUCCCGGCUGGAGAGCAGUGGCGACCUCUUCACCGUCUCCGUCAGUGGAGUUCUCUACCUGCGGGCUGGGCAGUACGCCUCCGUUUUCAUCGACAACGCCUCCCGCUUGCCCCUUACUGUGCAAAGUGGCUCCAGCUUCAGCGCUGUGCUGCUGGGGGGUUGA